AGCGUCCUGGCUCAGCCCGCGGUGGGUGCUGCUGCUGCUGCUUCCCCCCGCCAGUCUCCCCGGCCCGCCCCGCGGAACAUGAUCGUGGAAAGCAACCGGGAGGCGCCGGCCGACGGCGACUCCGGCUCCAUGAGCAGCCCCCUCAACCUGGCCUAUUUCUAUAGCGCCUCCCCCUACUCCAGUGAUGGCAGCUGCUCGCCGGCUCACUCCGCCCCGGGGUCGCCCGGCUCCGGCUCCGACUCCGAGCUGUCCGUCUGCAGCGGCGGCGGCGGCCGGAGGAGGGACUCCCUGGAGAGCGGCCGCCAAGCCCUGCAAGCUGAACACCGCAUGGGGGGAGGAAAGCAGCACAGAGGACCUUUCCAAGGGGUUCGUGUGAAAAAUUCAGUGAAGGAGCUCCUAUUGCACAUUAGAAGCAACAAAAAGAUGUCCUCAGGCCAUGUUGCUGAUGAAUUCAAGGCACAAGCAGGAUUGAUGAACUACGAACAGUUUACAGAGUUGAAGAACAUACUCUCUCACAGUGGUAAACGAAAGGCUCAUGAGUCUCUCUGUGAUGGACCCAGUUACAAAAGACCAGCUACUUUCCAUUCUCACCUCUUGACACCACCACAGACACCAACCUCUAUGGAUAACAUGGAAGAAGCCCAUAAAAGUGAUCCAAAACAUAACUGUUCUGACAUGCUUCUGAACAUUAUAAAUAUUAAGAAUGAGUCAAAUCCUGUUUCUCUGAACACAGUGCAGGUCAGCUGGCUGCACAGCAUAUCUAACCAUAACUCACCAGGUGAACGAUAUCAGGAUAUCCACGGGGCACAGGCUUUCUCCCCGUCUGAGAACUACCAAGCCUUCCAAGCCAAUAGUCCCCAACAAAUGCUGGAUCCACCCCAGAAUUACCAGUUUUCUUCCUCACAGACCCAGGAUUUGCCACAGAAAUAUACUCAAGAUUCAUUACUGGAAUACAGGCCAUUUUCGGGCAAUGACCAAUCCCCUACCUACCAACAGAACGUCUUUGAAAGCCACGAACUGCCGUAUUGCCCAGGCCAAAGUUUCGCAUCUCUCUUGAAUGAAUCUGAACACUCGGAGAAUAUACUCCAGCCUUUAACCACUGCCCAUCAGCAAUCUGAUGUCAAUGCCCCCGCUCAGAAUUUUGGCCUAGUGCAAAAUAACUGCAGUACACUCGAUGGACAUAAUUCAUCUCUGGCUGCUCUGAAUGUCUCUCUACAACACCAAGGUAUUGUCAGAAACACGACACAGCUGGGCAAGUCAUUCUUUCAGUGGCAAGUGGAACAGGAAGAGAACAAACUGGCCAACAUCUCUCAAGAGCAGAUCCUUGCAAAAGACUCAGAUGGGGACACGUUCCUUCACAUUGCUGUUGCCCAGGGCCGACGGGCUCUUUCCUAUGUUCUUGCUAGAAAGAUGGCUGCUCUGCACAUGUUGGAUAUUAAAGAACACAAUGGCCAGAGUGCCUUUCAGGUGGCCGUGGCUGCCAAUCAGCAUCUUAUUGUCCAGGACCUGGUUAGCCUGGGGGCCCAAGUGAACACCACAGACUGCUGGGGUAGAACGCCUUUGCAUGUUUGUGCUGAGAAGGGGCAUUCUCAAGUCCUUCAGGCAAUCCAGAAGGGAGCCGAUGGAAGUAAUCAGUAUGUGGCCCUUGAGGCGACAAACUAUGAUGGGUUCACAGCUUUGCACUGUGCAGUGCUGGCCCAUAACGCUGUGGUGCACGAACUCCGGAACAGUCAGCCGCCGCACUCUCCUGAAGUCCAGGAGCUUUUGUUGAAAAACAAGAGCCUGGUGGACACCAUCAAAGCUCUGAUCCAAAUGGGAGCCUCUGUUGAAGCAAAAGAUGGUAAAAGUGGUCGCUCGGCUCUGCAUUUGGCAGCAGAAGAAGCCAAUCUGGAGCUUAUUCGUUUCUUUUUGGAUCAACCUAACUGCCUCUCUUUCGUUAACGCAAAGGCUUACAAUGGCAACACAGCACUCCAUGUGGCUGCCAGCCUGCAGUAUCGGUUGACUCAGUUGGAUGCAGUUCGUCUGCUGAUGCGAAAGGGAGCUGAUCCAAGUGCUAGAAACUUGGAGAAUGAGCAGCCAGUUCACCUGGUUCCUGAUGGCCCUGUAGGAGAACAGAUACGACGUAUCCUGAAGGGGAAGGCGGUUCAGCAAAGAGCUUCACCAUAUUAAACUCCUUGUGUCUUGGAGUUCAGUACACUCACUGUCAGUUAGGCAGUCCUAAUGUAUCUGUAAAUAGACCAUUUGCCUUGUGGAGGCAAAUGUGAGUUGUUUCUAUGAAACAAAAGUAUUUAGUUCACUAUCAUAUAGUGGGUUAUGUUAACAAUUCAAAUUCCUCUGAACAGAUGGGAAUGUUCCAUACUCAGGUGUCUGAAUACCUGGAUUUAAUAGCUGUGGCAAGCUGACUUAUUUAAACCGUUUAACUAGUUCUGAGGCAAGGACGAUUGUAUUGAAGGUUUUUUUGUAUUUAGAUAGGUAUGAGAUAAAUGGCAACAAUGUGUGAUUAAAAAAGAACUGAACAAUCUUAACUUAUGGAGAAAAACUAAUAUUAAUUUUAGAGGCCAACAGAAUAUUUAUAUUUCUCAGUGUCUUAUGGUGUACUGUAUAUAAAUCAGUAGCAUUAUCCUGCUAUUCCGUAGUUCUUUGUAAUUUGCUUGAAAUGAACUAAAAAGAAACAAGUGUUUCAAAUGUAAAACUUUGUAUUGUGGAUUGCACAUUGAAUUCUAAUAUUAUGCUUGUACAGAUAGAUGAAAUUCAUUAUGUAUGAUUGUGGGG
Chelonoidis abingdonii (Abingdon island giant tortoise) is the source of this 2772-nucleotide messenger RNA. Its product is annotated as NXPE family member 3. Gene Ontology annotation, cellular component: nucleus. Lineage: Eukaryota; Metazoa; Chordata; Testudines; Testudinidae. Gene Ontology annotation, biological process: regulation of gene expression. Gene Ontology annotation, molecular function: DNA binding; POU domain binding. The record is from RefSeq and is a predicted model, not a curated record.